CCUUCAGCCUUCGGAGGCUUAGGUAAACCACUCAGUGGUCAGUAAACAUAAUCAAUCGUACGUGCAAUAAAACAUUCAACAAAAUGUCUACAACAAAACGAGUUUCUUUUAAUGAACCGAAAGAGAAAAUUGGACGGUUUGAAGGUAAACAUUCUCUAGACAGUGACGAGGAAAGUGAUGAACAACAAGAGGAGGAUGAAAAUCUCUUGCAUGAAGAUGAUGUUGAGGGACAAGAGGAGGCAACUAUUGAUCACGAGGGUGAAGUAAAAAUAACACCAUUCAACCUUCGUGAAGAAAUGGAAGAAGGACAUUUUGACUCAGCAGGGAAUUAUUUUAUAAAAAAGGACAAGGAAAUAAGAGAUGCAUGGUUGGAGGGUGUUGACUGGCAAAAAAUUGAUGAGAGAGUUGUGAAAAUUGCUAAAGAUAAAGACCAAGAACAGUUUGAGGACACUCCCGAUGAUAUCAAUAAAAUAACUACGAUGAAAUCAAUUGUUGAUAUUCUUCAACCAGGGGAAACUGUUUUGAAAGCAAUAAAGAGGUUGGGUGGAAAAUCUCAAAGUGGAAGUUCAGCUUCAAGAAGAUGGAAUGCAAAGCGGAAGAAACUUGAUCAAGGACAGGUUUCGGGGGAAUGUGGUGGAACAUCUGGGGAUAAAGAACUACUUCUUAAGUUGACAGGAUUGGCUGACGAUCUCUUACAAGCUGGAGUAUUUUCUAUAUACCAAGACACUUAUGAGAAACUAAAAUAUAAAGUUAAGGAGAUGGAAAAGGAUGAAAAGGAAGAAACUGAGGAUGAUGCCCUUGAAGCUGCAUUUCAACAAGGAAGUGAAGAAACUUCCACUGCACAAGUGGAAGCAUCCAAACCAGAAAGUUUAGAUGAUGAGACAACCUGGUAUUAUAAAUGGAAGAAUGAGGGAGAUGCUGAAACUUUUGGACCAUUUGCUAGCAGUCAGAUGUUAGAGUGGGCUAAUCAGGGAUAUUUUGGGGAUGGUGUAUGGGUACAGAAGUCAACUCAGUCUGGCGAAUUUUACAACUCAAAAAGAAUAGAUUUUGAGCUUUAUACAUGAAUAAAAAAAGCAUAUUUUUACAUAGUUUAAUUCUAUGAAAUUUCAAAAAAUAUAUUUACUCUAAUCACAUUCUACCAUUGCAUUACACUGACAUACCGCUGACCCAGAUCCGCACCCAACAAUUGCUUCUUUCGUUGUAAAAUAUCAAAAUAUUAAGUGGAUGUACAAUGCCACGUGUCCACAACAUGUCUUUAUUUUGUAAAUAAAUGAAUUAAAAAGUUGUUUCAAAGA
Molecule: messenger RNA, 1295 nt
Organism: Xenia sp. Carnegie-2017
Lineage: Eukaryota; Metazoa; Cnidaria; Anthozoa; Malacalcyonacea; Xeniidae
Product: CD2 antigen cytoplasmic tail-binding protein 2-like
Exons: 2
Coding region: 84-1064 (326 amino acids)
Cellular component (GO): U5 snRNP
Molecular function (GO): protein binding
Source: RefSeq, a predicted model, not a curated record